Messenger RNA from Fomitopsis serialis, 1310 nucleotides. RefSeq lists its product as uncharacterized. The record is from RefSeq and is a predicted model, not a curated record. Bases 295 to 1191 code for a protein of 298 amino acids. Lineage: Eukaryota; Fungi; Basidiomycota; Agaricomycetes; Polyporales; Fomitopsidaceae. The transcript is spliced from 4 exons.
GUGCGUAGACUGUACGUCACUAACAUCGAAAUCUUAUCAGAAACCGAACACGUUGUGCCUUCUUGCCUUCCGACGAAUCUGCACACUGCAGUGAGACUUUCCAAAUGAGCGAUGUUGACUCUACGUGGGUCGAUCAAUAUGGUCGUCCAUUGUCUUCCAAACGCGGUGUCAUGCCUCGGGUCCUCGACACGUAUUUAACAGCGCACAACCGAUGCUGCGUAUCCCCAGGUAUCCAGCCUUGCUUCACAGACAAACGUACCGUUCACCAGACUCUGGGGCCGUCCUCUUCGCGCAAUGACCGAUGUCGUCGAAGAACAACUCAAAACAUUGCAGUCAUCGAUUGUCAACAGGCCUCCAGUCUGUUUCGGCACUCUCCCCAUAUCGGCCGGUCAGUGCGAACUGUUCUACGGGAAGAGGGGCUCAGUCCAGCGCCUGAACUUCGCCACUGCGACGGAGGACGAGUUGAAGUCCCUGUCAGCGAUUUGCGACCGGGCCACCUUCGGCGUGAACCAGGAAGACGUAUUGGACGAGUCGUACAGAAAGGCUGGGAAGCUCGAUGAAUCGCAUUUCUCCAUGAAGUUCAAUGCCUUGGAGGCUGGGCUUCUCGACGUCGUCAGCACGGAACUGUUCGAAGGCAUGGGAGCUACUCGGCCAAUACGUGCCGAGCUGUACAAGCUGAACGUGUACGAGGAGGGUUCGUUCUUCAAAUCCCACGUGGACACUCCCCGCGAGGAGAACAUGUUCGGCUCGCUGGUCAUCACCUUCCCCACGAAGCACGAAGGUGGUGCGCUCACUUUUCGGCACGAGGGCGGAGAGUGGACGGUCGACUCCGGCAGGCUCAUCUCCGAGAAAGUAGCGCCCUGCGUCGUUUACACCGCGUUCUACAGCGACGUCGAGCACGAGGUCCUUCCUGUGACGUCGGGCUCUCGCGUGACGGUGACAUACAACCUGUACUUUGUCCCUCAGGACGCGCCCUUCGACAGACCUGUCGGGGACCCUAUCCCAGCUCAUCGCUCUGGUCUAGAGUCCGCGUUCAGGGCCCUCUGGACGACCCGACGUUCCUACCUGCAGGCGGCCGUCUGGGCUUCGGACUGCACCACCAGUAUCCGCUUGAUACGUCGAGGGGCAAAACAAGAAAGACAAGAAAGCGAAAGCACACCGGCGACGACGAGCAGAAGCGAGCGCAGCUGAACGCUCUGCAGAAGUUCCUCAAAGGAGGAGACGCCGCGCUCAAGCAGCUCUGCGACGACCUCAAGCUAAAGAACUUCCUCCGCGUCGUCUACCGGGGCUUCGAAGGGUACAAGAAGGAA